Messenger RNA from Camelus dromedarius (Arabian camel), 7806 nucleotides. RefSeq names its product coiled-coil domain containing 62 (gene CCDC62). The record is from RefSeq and is a predicted model, not a curated record. NCBI's taxonomy places the organism in Eukaryota, Metazoa, Chordata, Mammalia, Artiodactyla, Camelidae. The coding region runs from base 1899 to 3743 and encodes 614 amino acids. The transcript is spliced from 12 exons.
UGUCUUCUGUGUAUAUCUGAAAUUUUUCCUUUACAAAAUUUGUUUUUUAGUAGAUAUGUUAAGUUUGGACCAGUCACAAUAUUAAAUUGUUUUUGGUAGGUUGAGUGUAUCCAGAUGAGUUAGAUGUUAGGAGAACUGUUUACAUUUAAACAGUAAUUAUUUCCUGUUUCCCUUGCUUUCAAUUGCUCUAGAAUUGCUGGGGCCAACUGAGGGAUAAUAUUGACUGAUAAAAGGAAGGGGUUGACUGCAAAGAAAAAAUGCAGAAAUGGGUUUAUUUGUGGUUGAACAGUGAAGGUUUUGCAAAUGGCCCCACUUUUUAGGAGUAAUGUGUAUGGUGCCACAGAACACAAUAGAGGUAGAGUGCCCAGUAGGCGUGAACUUGUUCUCAGUAUGUAUAAUUUUGAUGCCAUGUUAUAAUCAGUGAAUGAAACGUAGUUGGUGUUACCACCUUGAAUUGCCAGCAGAAGAAGACAUGAUUGUUUGGGAAAUAUGCUUUGGCUGAUUUAUGCUGAUAAGUUUUAUUUUGACUUCAAGCCACUUUUCUGUGUUUAGAACAUCGGGUCAGAAGUUGAGAUUUCCACUAUCGAGAAACAGCGGAAAGAGCUGCAGCUGCUCAUUGGAGAAUUAAAAGAUCGGGACAAAGAGCUCAAUGAUAUGGUCGCAGUACAUCAGAGACAACUUCUUUCAUGGGAAGAGGAUCGGCAGAAAGUGUUGACUUUGGAAGAACGUUGCAGCAAACUAGAAGGUCAGGCACCUGCAAAUUAGACACCACACACUUGUAUCUGCCAGCACAUUAAAAGGGCUCGCGGGGAGGAUAGAAAAGGGACAUCUCAAAGCAGCCCCUGCUGUCCUGGAGUUUAGUGUAAUUGAAGAUUGGGGGGCUUCAGGAACACUCACAACGGAUCAGACAAACACAAUGUGCAUGAAAGUAGGGCACACAAAGUACUUAACUACAGAAAGAGUGCUGGGGAGAGUUCUAAUCACCAUGGGGUGUCAAAAGUAACCUGAAGGAAAUGAGUUUUGAGCCGAGAAUCUGAAUAAAGAUGCCACAGGGCUAGCCAUUUCUCUUGGACUUAACCCAGAGAUUUUAAACUUUUGGUGCUGAACCUGAUCUUAAGUGCCUAAAACAGUCAUCUUUUGGCAUUACAGCAGCCUCAAAAAUGGUUUGCAGAAAUUUCCUUUACCAUAUUUUAUCCAUCAUCUCUUUGGUGCUGCCCUAAAGUCUGAGUGUUCUGUUGACACUACACGAAUACUAGAAUGUACUAGAGGGGAAAAUACUAGGUCUGUUUAGUGGAAAGAUAACCAUAGAGCCCUCCUUUUUUACUUACAUUACACAAAGGCUUCUGUAAAUGUGACAGUCUCAAUAUAUGUCACUUUUCCAUUUCUUUGGUCACCAUCUGAUUUUACUCUGACCAUACCCACCCACGCGUAUAUAUACAUAAACGCAGUGUUUAAUUUGAUUGUAUGCUAGAUGGAUGAUAAUAUAUAAUUAACAUCUCUUUUAUAGACAUGGUAAAGAACAAAGAUAACAGAUUAUAUACAAGCAUACCUUGUUUUAUUGUGCUUUGCAGAUAAGACUUUUUAUAGAAAUUGAGGGUUUGUGGCAACCCUGCACGGAGCAAGUCGAUCAAUGCCAUUUUUCCAACAGCAUUUGCUCAUUUUGUGUCUCUGGGUCACAUUUUGGUAAUUCUCACAAUAUUUCUAGCUUUUCCAUUAUUACUGUAUUUGGUAUGGUGAUGUGUGAUCAGCAAUCUUUGAUGUUACUACUAUGACUCACUGAAGGCUCAGAUGAUGGUUAGCAUUUCCUAGCAAUCAAGUAUUCUCAAGUUAAGUCGUCUGGAACUGAACCACAGUAUCUCUGCAGUCUGCCUGCAUAGCCAUCGGAAUCUGGAUUUAAAAUGAGUGAACUACAUAAAAGAACUGAAAUAAUCAGGUCACUCACAAAGAAAGUAAAAACCCUUGAAUCUAACCAGAUUGAAUGUCAAACUGCUCUUCAAAAGACUCAGCUACAGCUUCAGGAAAUGGCUCAAAAGGCAACCCACUCUGCUCUCCUCUCUGAGGACCUUGAGACCAGAAAUGAAAAUCUCAGCAACACAUUAGUGGAACUUUCUGCUCAGGUGGGACAGUUACAAGCUCGGGAACAGGCUCUCACCACCAUGAUUAAGCUCAAGGACAAAGAUAUCAUUGAGGCAGUCAAUCACAUUGCUGACUGUUCGGGUAAAUUUAAAUUGUUGGAGCACGCUUUACGUGACGCUAAGAUGGUGGAGACUUGCAUUGUGAAAGAAAAGCAAGAUUACAAGCAGAAAUUGAAGGUACUUAAGGUUGAAGUCAAUAAACUGAAAGAGGAUCUAAAUGAAAAGACAACAGAAAAUAAUGAGCAACGAGAAGAGAUCAUUCGCCUCAAGCAAGAGAAGAGUUACCUGCAUGAUGAACUGGUUUUUACUGCAGAGAGAGAAAAAAGAAAGGAUGAGUUACUCGAUAUUGCAAAGUCAAAGCAAGAACGUACGAACGCAGAACUGCAUAAUAUGAGACAGAUUUACGUAAAACAACAGCGUGAUCUGCAGUUUCUUAAUUUCAAUGUGGAAAAUUCUCAGGAAUUGAUACAGAUAUAUGACUCAAAGAUGGAGGAAUCAAAGGCCCUGGAAUCCAGCAGAGACAUGUGUUUAUCAGACCUUGAAAAUAACCACCUAAAAGUCGAUUUUAAGAGGGAGAAAAAUCAGAAGUCACUGGUUAAGGACCAAAAACUUGAGACCACGUUGGUUCAGCAAAAUAGGUCAGACAAGAGCUCUUGUGAUGUGUGCAAAGAGAAGAAGCUACAGGUUAAUACUUCAUUUGGGGGAAAAAGUGUAAUUGCUAUCUCAUCUCUAUUUGCAAAAGACUUAGUGGAGAAACAAAAGUCUUGGUCUCUGGGAGAAAACAUGCAGACUGAACCCGAAAACAAAAGUACGUUUUGCAAGAUCCGUGCAAAAUCACCCAAGGGUGAUGGAAUUGGGGUUCAGAACAAAGAGAAAGAACCCUCGGAAACAUCGACAUCUGUGUCCGAUGAGAAGUGGCAGGACGUCGGUGUUUACCUGGGCCUGGCCAGCUGUCCUGGCUCGAAACCACCAGAAAAGCUGGAUGUUGAAUGUCCAGAUCACAUGGAAAGGUCUGGCGCCUCAUGUUGCCACAAAAAUGAAGCCUGUCGGGGCGAAAGUGACAUGUGGGAAUCCAAGUGCUGCCACCCGAGCAACUUCGUAAUUGAAGCCCCGGGCCACGUGUCCGACGUGGAGUGGAUGAGCAUCUUCAAGCCUCCUAAAGUGCAGAGGGUCGUCCGCCACAGAGCUGUGUGCACUUGUUCGGGCAGUGCCAGUGGGACCAGAUACAGCUCCUCGGCGAGUGAGCUCAUUGCCAUCCAGCAUUCCCGCUGCUUGGGUUCUUCAAAAUCUGCCGUAAGAGAGGACGAGAAGCUGAUGGAGACAGAGUCCUCUCCUGAAAAACAGAACUUGUCUAAGAGUUUGUUAGUCAACAAAGAUGCAGCGCUGCCCAGUGAAAAGGACGAUUUUUCUCCCACAAGUAAGCUGCAGCGUUUGCUGGCGGAAUCUCGUCAGAUGGUCACGGACCUGGAGCUGAGCACCCUGCUCCCCAUCAGCUCUGAGAACCUCAGCAGCGGUGCCAAAAAAAUCACCUUGGGAAGAAUUGACAUCUGUCAACAGAGUGUAUCUCCAAUUAAGUCUUCCUUCUUUUCUCUCAGCCAUGUUUUAUAGUUUUCAUGUUAGUAGUUCACCUUUUGUUAGAUUUAUUUAGAAUAUUUUGUUUAUUGGUGCCAUCAUAUGUGGUAUUUCAAAUUUUAUUCUCAGAUUGUUUGUUGAUGACAUAAAGAACUAUCAUUGCCUUCUAUAAACUGCCUCUGCCAAAUUCACCUGUUCUAGUAGAUUUUCUGUGGAUUCUCAGGACUUCUACAUAAUCAUGUCAUUUGUGAAUACAGAAUUUCCUUUUCCAGUCUUUACGCCUUAUUUCUUACUCUUAUUGCUCUGGUUAAGAUGUUCAGAUCAACGCUGAAUAGAAACGGUGAGACCAAACAUCCUUGCCUUGUUGCAUGAAAUACUGUCUGGUGGCAUUUCUUGCUUAGCUCUUCUUCACAUUGGUAUUUUGUUAGAUUCAGAGUUCCGCGGGGCAGUUUCCCUGAGACACAGAUGAUCUGAGCCUGGAACGUUAACCAUUCUAGAAUCAACAUGCUCAUUACCACGAGCCUCAACAGGUAGCUGCAAAGAUUACCGUAAAGAAGAAUGAGCUCCCAGAGUAGUGACUUUUAGAAGUAUUUGUACCGUAUGUGCCACGGAAGCUUUCCAAUUAGAAACCGUCAUGGACUUCACGGUAUUUUCUAGGAAGGUUUUGUUUUUUCUUGACAAACUCUUUGAAACAUUAAUGAAGUAAUUUAUUUACAUGGGGGCAGAACAUACUUUUAAGUAGUGGUAAGGCUGGGUUUUUUUAACAGCUUUAUUGAGGUAUACUGUACCUACCCUGAAGUUCUCCCAUAAAGGUGUACAAUUCGGUGGUUUUUGUAUAUUUCACAGUAGAGCAACCAUCCCUGUCCAAUUUUAGAACACUUUCAUCACUCCAAAAGAGCCUGCACACACUGGCAGUUACUCCCCCUCCCACCUCCCUGGCCUCGGCCACCACUCAACUGCUUUCUGUCUUGACUAAUUUGUUGCGCAGAGACUUUUCAUCAGAGUUAGUUGAACAGAAUUCAGGAGAUCCGUAAACUUUGACGGGGUUAAAAAUUACACCUAAGGUUGUUUUUAUUAACCUCUAAUUGACAUGUGGCACUUCCUUCAAUUAUGAAGAUAGGAAACAAGGCAUAGUAGUACAUACUGCCUGUGACCCUGUCAUCGGUGGAGCCCGAAGACAGCUCCCCAGCAUGUCACAGUGAUGGCGGGUGUCUUGAAAUAUCAUCUAUGCUGACACUCAGAAUGAGACUGUUAGACCCACUGCUAGGUCUUACUAUUUAAUGCACUAAUAAGAAUAUGUAUUAUUAUAUCACAAUCUUGUUCAGUUUUUUGACAACCACAGUUACAUCUGCUGUGAUGCAACACACAAGUUCCUAAAAAUCACCACACAAUGCAAAAGUGCACAAUAAAAACCACACCGUUUAUGGAGAAAAUGGAGUUAGGAGCAUAACACUCAAAAACUUUAUCAAUGGCACAUUUUUUUUUAAAAAAAGGACAGGGAUGUAAUUUAAAUGGCAGGAUAGUUUUAUACGUGUUAAGUAGUUAAGAAAUACAUAAAUCUUGCCCUGAAUGUGGCACUUCACCUUGAAAAAGACCUUAAGUUUGCAUGUAGAAUCGGAGGUCGGGGAGGCUGCAGCUCGUGAUGUGUCAGGAAGUGGCGGAGGAGGGCUACGGGGUGGGGCGUCGUAGCAGCAGGUGUGGAGGGACGUGGCUCCACACGCCAGGGAAGCUGGGGAGCCGGGGGAUGUUUGAGGGGCGGGGGUGUGGGUGUGUAUCCGGGGGUGUGUUCCUGCACAGCAAGGCCCAGUUCACCUAGUGUUUCUUGUGGACAAAAUCACUCGUGAACAAAUGCAAACUUCACAUUACACCCAAGUUACUCCCUAAUGCAUCAGGUGUGUGGGAAUGGACUCACGUUUUCAAAGCAAGCGUCAUAGCGGAACCGUGGCCACAGGGUGUCCUCUCAACCUGUCCGCAGGGCUUUGUGUUAAAUCGCUCUCUAAGAUGGAAGCAGUAGCUCCCUCACGCGUGUCCUCCGAGCACAGCUGCAUGUGUGUAAGUGUCUCCAUCAGCGUGAGUGUCGCAGUGCAGGAGGGCCGGUUCCAUCCGUGGCCUCUGCUCUCCCCCAGUGCCGCGAGGGGCCCCUCUCACUCCCUUCGGCCUCCUGGGUCCUAGCGUGUGCCCUGCCCGCUGCAGAGGAUGCUGGGUCGAUACCGUGAAAGGACCUGACGGGACAAGCUCAGGAAAAGGGCAGAACAGUGAACUCAAGGAUAGACUGGAAGAAUCCUCACGCUCUUUGAGGUUGGUGAAAACUUGGCUGAAGAGAAUUUUCGAGCUGGAAAGAUCCAGAAGAGAGAUCUGACCCCACUCAGACCUUCCGUCUUGCGGGUGAAAGUGACUGAAUCUCUUGCAAAACAUCCCACAGCUGGAGUCAGAUACCAUUCAGCUGGAGAAAAUAUUGUCUUCAGGUGCAGUGAAUUUUCCAGUGGAUUAUUAAUUGAUUCCAGAGGUGUGGGGGAAACAAUUUAAUGAACAGAAAUAUACGUGGCAACGCUGUAUAAACUCCUCCGCUCUGGGCCUUUGAACGGGGUAUAGCUGGUGACAGAAAAAGUAAACGGUUUUGUAAAAACUUCUCAGCUUUGGCAGUCAAGAAGCAGGGUGAGCUCUGAGCAGCCCGUGUGUCUGCUUCACCGGGGUUUUGGUAUCUGUUGCUAAAGACACAGGCCUUCAUUUGAAGCCUUCCUUUGAAACAGGCCCUCUCAUACGUUGCUGGGGGAGAGCAAAGUGAUUGAGUCCUUCUGGCAAGGAACCUGUCAGGUUUUGUAAAAGCUGCAGAAGACCUGGCCCGUGGACGGAGCAGCGUCGCUUUGGCGUCUCUUGUUCAGGCCCCUCUGCGCGUGUAUCACGUGAGGUGUGCAUGCCCGUUUUUCACGGCAUCGUUGCUUUAUAACAGCAAGAGUUAGGAAACGAUCCAGGCGUCCAGCGGGAAGGAACUGAGUGAAGAGCUCGUCCACAGAUGGAGUUACCGCGGACAGCACCGAGGAAGGCCCUGGAUGCCGGAGUGUUUCCAGGAUAUACUAUUAAGCGGAAAGAAGCGGACCCUGAGCGGUUCCUGUGGAACUCCACGUAUGGGAGGGGACUGAGAACAUAUGUAAUUUUUUCAAACCAUGCUCAUGUGUGAACUAUUUUUAAAAAUCCAAUAAUUUAAAAAUAGAGAAAAAAAUAAAACAGCACAGCCGGCCACACCCCCCGCCCCCCCCAGCAGGUUCCUGUGAUGUGGGACUGGGGCCCGCCGCAGCCAGACGCAGAAUUUGGAGUUCUGACUAGGACACGGGGCUGGACCUCGUGACUAAUUUGAGACCAUUGGGGUUCCUAUCCCGUUUUGUGGCAGGCUGAUCAGGCCUGUGAUCCCUUUUAGGAAAAUGCUUUUAAAUAAAUGAAGUAAAAUACAUCAGAUUGUAAAAUACGUAGGAGGGCUAUUCAAGUCGAGAGGAAGCAGCGUGGUGAAGAGCACAGACGUCUGGAAGCAUCGAGAAUCACCCCACGGGGCUGCGCGGAGGCCCCACGGGGAGGAGGGGGAGGCUGAGAAGGGGGCGUCCCCUCCAGCCCAUGGCCAUCUCCUGAGACUUCUGGUGCCCCUGCAGGUGUCAUCCUCCUCUUACUUCUUCUUUUUUAAUAUCUCCCCCAAAACCUAACAAGGCUAAGCCUUCUGUCACACUCCGCACUCCGAUGAAUUCCAGUGGCACUUAGAGUUGUUGGUUCUUCUUGACGAUCAUUGUCUUCGUUAAGGGCUCACCGCACAGUCUACACGAGGCUGACAAAGAGCCAGUGACACCCGGGCGUUAGCCGACUGCCAGUUUAGCCGCAACACACACGGUAAAGCAAGCAGCAUUCCAGCUGCGGGACUGGAGCCGGAGGGGCCCCUCACAUGAACAGGAAGUCAGUACCUCUUUGUUGGGUGUGUGGAUGGUGGUUGCAUGAAGUUACUUCAUUGUGUUUAAGCAAUUCCCCAAGGUCUUGUACAGGCAUUUCCACUCUAUUUAUGAAUUUCUUCUUUGGCAUUUUCUAGUUGUUCUAUUAUAGGUACUAAUUUGGGAGUUGU